AUGCAACAGAGUAUGCUAGCAGACAUGCAACAGAGUAUGCUAGCAGACAUGCAGCAGAGUAUGCUAGCAGACAUGCAGCAGAGUAUGCUAGCAGACAUGCAACAGAGUAUGCUAGCAGACAUGCAGCAGAGUAUGCUAGCAGACAUGCAGCAGAGUAUGCUAGCAGACAUGCAACAGAUCCCCAGACUGGAGUCCCAGACUGGAAUCCCCGACUGGAGUCCCCAGACUGGAGUCCCCAGUUGCAGUCCCCGCCUGGAGUCCCCAGACUGGAGUCCCAGACUGGAGUCCCAGACUGGAGUCCCCGCCUGGAGUCCCCGCCUGGAGUCCCCGCCUGGAGUCCCCGACUGGAGUCCCCAGACUGGAGUCCCAGACUGGAGUCCCCAGACUGGAGUCCCAGACUGGAGUCCCAGACUGGAGUCCCCAGACUGGAGUCCCCAGACUGGAGUCCCAGACUGGAGUCCCAGACUGGAGUCCCAGACUGGAGUCCCCAGACUGGAGUCCCAGACUGGAGUCCCAGACUGGAGUCCCCAGACUGGAGUCCCAGACUGGAGUCCCAGACUGGAGUCCCCAGACUGGAGUCCCCUAACUCCUGAAGGUCAAAAAUGA
This is a messenger RNA of Procambarus clarkii (red swamp crayfish), 606 nucleotides long. NCBI's taxonomy places the organism in Eukaryota, Metazoa, Arthropoda, Malacostraca, Decapoda, Cambaridae. The record is from RefSeq and is a predicted model, not a curated record.